AUGUCCGACGAAGAUCUCGAGCAGAUAAGACGCGCGCGCCUGCAGCAGUUACAACAACAGGGCGGGGGAAGCGGAGGACAAGGAGGCGAAGGCGCCGAGCAAGAUUCGCGAAAGCAGCAAGAGGCCGACCAGCGUUCCUCCAUUCUCUCACAAAUCCUUCUCCCCGAAGCAGCCGACCGUCUCGGCCGUAUCCGCCUUGUCAAGGAAUCGCGCGCAACCGACAUCGAGAACAGACUUAUAAUGCUUGCGCGGACUGGCCAAUUACGACAGAAGGUUACAGAAGAUCAGCUCAAAGAGAUACUGGGGGCUGUAGCAGAGCAACAGGAGAAGGAAGAGCAGAAGAUUGUUGUCAACAGGAGGGGAGGGAACUGGGACGAUGAUGAUGAGCUCGAGGAACUCAUGAAGGAUGUAUAG
This is a messenger RNA of Alternaria ethzedia, 414 nucleotides long. RefSeq lists its product as uncharacterized. The transcript has 3 exons. Lineage: Eukaryota; Fungi; Ascomycota; Dothideomycetes; Pleosporales; Pleosporaceae. Gene Ontology annotation, molecular function: DNA binding. Gene Ontology annotation, cellular component: nucleus; cytosol. The coding region runs from base 1 to 414 and encodes 137 amino acids. The record is from RefSeq and is a predicted model, not a curated record.